AUGCGGGCGCUCACGCAGCAGGCGGCUGGGCUCGCGAAGAAGGCAUCGGCACCUUGCACGGGCGCAGCUGCGCCCGAGCCGAAUGGCGGGCCCAAGGGGGGGCCGGGCGGAGACCAGGCCAGCCUCCACCAGAGGACCGCCUUGCAGGAGAAGGGGCGGCGCACAAAGCCACUGCAGAGCGACCACAGUGGCUUGCAGGAGCAGCUUGCGAGUGUCGCCGAGAAGAUCCAGGAGAAGCAGGAGGCCAUCGCGGCAAGCGGCGCUGAAGUGGAGGUCUCCAUGCUGGAGGCGGACAUGCUGGAGCGCGCGCUGCUGGAGGCGCGCGGCGAACGGCCGACGGCGAAGGCGAAGCUGGCCAGCGUCGCGGCGGAGGAAAUCGUCGAGUUCGAUUUCGACGAUGAGCCAUUCCAAGUUCCUGGGGCGAAGGAGGCGCUGGCAGCGUUCAAGGCCAGCCCCCACUUCGGGCAAAUCAAGGAGGCGUUGUACAAGUUCGUGGCCUUGAUCAAGGGGGAUGUCGAGCAGCUCUGGAAACAGCUCCACAAGGGCGGCCAGCAACCUUCACCAUGGACCAAGGAGCAACUCGAGGAGGCCGUCACUAGCGCGCAGAGCACGAAGCACCGCAAGACCGCAGAGAUCCCAGAGCUGCUCGAGAUGACGCGCACCUUCGAGCCGUUCAGCGCGAACAAGGGCAAGAAGACCCUGCAACGGCGGCCUCGACGGUCCACUGCAGUGGUCAUACUGGCACAAGAGAUUGGGCACGCGAUUGGUGACUGCGAGAGCCUAAACUCGCGGUUCGCAGCUCAUGGAUGGCAAUGCUAA
Prorocentrum cordatum is the source of this 819-nucleotide messenger RNA. Lineage: Eukaryota; Dinophyceae; Prorocentrales; Prorocentraceae. The record is from the annotation of a GenBank genome assembly.